Molecule: messenger RNA, 2887 nt
Organism: Thalassophryne amazonica
Lineage: Eukaryota; Metazoa; Chordata; Actinopteri; Batrachoidiformes; Batrachoididae
Gene: tmtc2a
Product: transmembrane O-mannosyltransferase targeting cadherins 2a
Exons: 12
Coding region: 301-2886 (861 amino acids)
Biological process (GO): protein O-linked glycosylation via mannose
Cellular component (GO): endoplasmic reticulum membrane
Molecular function (GO): protein binding; mannosyltransferase activity
Source: RefSeq, a predicted model, not a curated record
CGCGUCUCCUCCAGUUCAAAGCAGAGAGAUGCGCGCACGCCGAGGACACGCACAGCCGCUCACGGCUCCGGGCCGCGGGACACCUCGAACCGCGUCCGAUCCGGGUUUGAAGUCGCUGCGUUAGACGGAACAUGGCGAACUUUGUCACACUUUGCAUGUCACGGAAGAAGCCCCGCGCCGUGCGGAGAGCCGCGCUGCCGAGCGGCUGAUUGGACUCGAAGAAGCACAAUAACACUCAGACCCGAUUCCGCUCUUGUGCCAUUUCUGACCCGGUUCCUUUUCCCACUUUGCGUUUGAGAGAUGAUCACGGAGCUGGUGUGCACCGCCGCAGCUGUGGGUCUCUAUCUGAACACGCUGGACGCAGAUUUCUGCUACGAUGACAGCCGAGCCAUCAAAACCAACCAGGACCUCCUGCCUGAGACGCCUUGGACCAACAUCCUGUAUGAUGACUUCUGGGGCACCCUCCUCACUCACAGCGGCAGCCACAAGUCCUUCCGACCUCUCUGCACGCUCUCCUUCCGCCUCAACUACACCCUGCAUGGCCUGCACCCAUGGGGGUUUCACCUGCUGAACGUGGCGCUCCACGGAUUGGUCACCGCCCUCUUCACCACUUUCAGUCGACACCUGCUGGGUGGAGGACUUUGGACCCUGCUGGCUGGUCUCCUUUUUGCUUCCCACCCGGUGCACACCGAGGCAGUGGCUGGGGUAGUGGGGCGGGCGGAUGUGGGCGCCGCCUUGUUUUUCUUGCUGUCCCUUCUCUGCUAUGUGAGACACUGCAGACUUCGUAAGGACAUUUGUGGUGGCACUAGGUCCCGCUGCAGUGGUGGCAGCUGGGGUUGCUGGGCGUGGAUGGUGGCGACUCUCUGGUGUGCCGCAGCCAGCAUGCUGUGGAAGGAACAGGGGGUGACAGUGUUGGCUGUUUCCGCUAUUUACGACCUCUUCCUGUUCCAGAGACUCCGCCUUCGCCAGGUUCACCUUCUCUUGCAGGGAAAGAAAAAGAACAUCAGUGCUUUGCUGAGUCUUGGUGUGCUGGCUUCCUGGGGAGGGAUUCUUCUGUCAGCUCGACUCUACUGGAUGGGCAAUAAGCCUCCCAACUUCUCCAACUCUGACAACCCCGCAGCUGACUCACCGCAUUUUCUCACCCGAAUGCUGACAUUCCUCCAUUUGCCCGCUGCCAAUGCCUGGCUCCUUCUUUGCCCUGACAAACUUAGCUUUGAUUGGUCCAUGGAUGCCGUGCCAUUAGUCAAGUCCUUGGCUGACUGGAGGAACCUUCACACUGUUGCCUUUUACUUUGGAUUUGUCCUUCUGGCUUUAUUUGGUCUCCGUGGUGUCACAUACACAGCUAAGGAAACCAAUGGAAAAUCCCAAGUUGCCAAUGGGAAAUCGAUCAGUAACGGGAAUGACUAUCAUACCUUUGACACAAGUCACAACACAAACUUAGACCAGGGGCUGCCAAAGACCAUCCUGAACGGGUCUGCUGAACAUCAUUGCUACCCUCAGUGGACAUCCCUGCCCCCUACAGAAAAUUUAGUACUGUUCUCCUUAGGCAUUCUUUCAUUGCCAUUCAUCCCUGCAACCAACCUCUUCUUUUACGUAGGCUUUGUGAUUGCAGAGAGGGUACUGUACAUUCCCAGCAUAGGCUUUUGUUUACUGGUUGCUGCUGGUGCUAGAACAUUGUAUGUCAGUUUGUGGACUAGAGGCUGCAGAGCCGUACUGUUGUGUCUCUGCACAGGAUUGCUGCUGCUGAAUGGGAUUCGAACUGUUCAACGGAACAGGGAUUGGAGCAGUGAGGAGAAUCUCUACAAGUCUGGGAUUAGUGUAAACCCCGCCAAAGCCUGGGGUAACUUGGGGAACGUGCUGAAGAACCAGGGCAAGAUGGCAGAGGCGGAGACGGCGUACAGAAACGCCCUGCACUGUCGAGGGAACAUGGCGGAUAUGCUGUACAACCUGGGUUUGUUGCUCCAGGAGAGUGAGCGCUAUUCUGAGGCACUACAUUAUUACAAACUGGCCAUUGGGAGUCGACCAACGCUGGCAUCGGCCUACUUGAACACAGGAAUCAUUCUGAUGAACCAGGGCAGCCUUGAAGAGGCCAAACGUACCUUCCUAACAUGUGCCGACAUUCCUGAUGAGAACCUGAAAGACCCUCACGCACACAAGAGCUCGGUCACCAGCUGCCUGUACAAUCUCGGAAAACUGCUCCAUGAACAGGGCCAGCAGGAGGAGGCCCUGUCGGUUUAUAAGGAAGCCGUGCUGAAAAUGCCCAGACAGUUUGCACCGCACAGCCUUUUCAACAUGAUGGGUGAGGCCUACAUGAGGCUGAACAGGCUGGAGGAAGCAGGUCACUGGUACAGGGAGUCCCUCAGGGCCAAACCGGACCACAUUCCUGCCCACCUUACUUACGGGAAGCUCCUGUCCAUCGUUGGGCAGAAGACAGAAGCUGAGAAAUACUAUCUAAGAGCUAUUCAACUUGACCCAACAAAAGGGAACUGCUAUAUGCACUAUGGUCAGUUUCUGUUGGAAGACUCCCGUCUUGGCGAAGCAGCGGAGAUGGCAGAGAGAGCCGCCGAGCUGGACAGCUCCGAGUUUGACGUGGUCUUCAGUGCCGCGCACAUGCUAAGGCAGGCCAGUCUAAAUGAGGCAGCAGAGAGACACUACAAGCGCGCAGCCAGUCUCAGACCAGACUACCCAGCCGCUCUGAUGAACCUUGGUGCAAUCCUCCACCUGAAUGGGAAGCUUCCAGAAGCCGAGGCCAACUACCUACGUGCGCUCCAGCUCAAACCUGAUGAUGCCAUUACCCAGUCCAACCUACGUAAGCUGUGGAACAUCAUGGAGAGGCAGGGCCUCAGGACUCAAAAUGGGGUUGGGGUACAAAAGGAUGAAUUUUGAA